Messenger RNA from Adineta steineri, 1225 nucleotides. The record is from the annotation of a GenBank genome assembly. Lineage: Eukaryota; Metazoa; Rotifera; Eurotatoria; Adinetida; Adinetidae.
CAUUCUUUAACUGAUAUUAUUAGAAUUGUUUAUUAUGAAAUAUGAUCGUAGUAGAGUAUUAUAAUAUUCUCUAUCUUCCGUAAUUAUUCCAGUGUCAGCAGGAAGCUCGAACUAUCUUGUUACUUCAACAAAGUAUCAAGUUACUAAUAUGUUAGAUUACUUCUGUAUACAAAGACAUUCAUAAAUAGCUCAUAAAAAUCAUACGCUUUUUACUCACGUACUGCACAUACUUUUUAUUUAAGAAUUAUAUAACAGUAUGAGCACAUAGUCAUGCAUGAGAAUAAUUUUUAAUAUAAUAAAAGAAAUUCGAACGUCCUUGUUCUUCAAUGAUUUAUAGCUCACGAAUACAGAGCGAUAACGAAGUGUGGCUUUUACUACGACACAGAAGAGACUUUGUCGCACAUAUUUAUAUAAGAUAAAAAACCCUACUGCGUCAGUUUUAGCUUCCAUCCAUACACCUCCGAGGAAGUGACUAAAAUAUUUCUCACCCUCAUCAUUUCCGUAGGAGGGGGUGCGGCGAAAAUGACUUGAAAUAUUCUUUUUAAAGUGUCGAUAAUACCCAAUACUCAUACGAAAUCUUAAGUGUUAACCCUUUUAGGACUAGUUUUGCUUUCACGAUCAGUGUGUUAUUCUUAAACUAUCUUUUUGACCGCGACUCAAAAAAAAAUGUUUUUUUUUAAAAAGCCUGGACCCUCUCCAGGCUAGGUGGUACAUAUGUUGUACCACCAUCCUGAAGGAGUUAAAGAGAUUUCGCCCAUAGGUUGAAUCAUAGGUCUCAAAAGGUUAAAUGACCCCUAUUAGCUAGAUGAAAUUUUGUUAUGUUUACACAUUUUCUAUUGUAUCAACUAGACAUUCCAAUGGAAACAAUGUAUAUUAUAUAUUGACCUAUCGAGAUAAUAGAUCAUUAUCAGAGAAAAAAGACGUUCUGAUUCAACCUCUUUUCUAAACAAAUUUUAUUUAUUUUUAUAGAAGCUCAAAUUCGUCUAGUAAAUUAUUGUUGUACACUUUUAUAUAAAUCUGUUUUGGAAGAAGAUGAUGAUCAAAAACAUCAUGAACGUUUACGUGAAAUAAAAAUCAAUCAUAUUAUAUAUGCUGAAGAACAUGGAAUUAUCCAUUCAUUAGCAUCUGGUAUAUUAAUAUUUUUAAGUGUUGUUCGAUGUCGAAAAGAAAUUGGAAAAUUUUAUCGUGAAAAUGAACAUUUUCGAGAAUUAUUAAAUAUAAUGAA